Amphiprion ocellaris (clown anemonefish) is the source of this 2176-nucleotide messenger RNA. It is a transcript of the gene wdr5, whose product is annotated as WD repeat domain 5. The record is from RefSeq and is a predicted model, not a curated record. Lineage: Eukaryota; Metazoa; Chordata; Actinopteri; Pomacentridae. The transcript is spliced from 14 exons. Gene Ontology annotation, cellular component: Set1C/COMPASS complex. Gene Ontology annotation, molecular function: histone binding. The coding region runs from base 205 to 1206 and encodes 333 amino acids.
AGCACACCACAUUCCCCGCUUCUCUUCGCAGGUCCUCCCCACAGGACAACAUCCUAGAGACAGACACCGAAUUUACGUGCUCUCCAUGAUCGUCUGAAUAAAUAUUCGUGCAGUUUUCCUUUCCAACCUUUAACAGGAGUCACAUUCUGACUGUGAAGCUGCAAUAAUCCCGGAUAGUCCACAGUAGAUGCUAAUUUCCCCACCAUGGCUACAGAAGACAAGAAACCAGAGACUGACACAAAACCUCCAGUUGUCCCGUCAGCAUCUGCCAGCCAAAGCAAGUCUGCACCUGCAAAGCCAAACUACAGCCUGAAGUUCACAUUAGCAGGUCACACUAAAGCCGUGUCCUCCGUCAAAUUCAGUCCCAGUGGAGAAUGGCUUGCCAGCUCAUCUGCUGACAAACUCAUCAAAAUCUGGGGAGCGUAUGACGGCAAGUUUGAGAAAACCAUAUCUGGACACAAACUUGGCAUAUCUGACGUGGCCUGGUCCUCCGAUUCCAACCUCCUGGUGUCUGCAUCGGACGACAAAACCCUGAAGAUCUGGGACGUGAGCUCGGGAAAGUGCUUAAAGACUCUGAAAGGCCACAGCAACUAUGUCUUCUGCUGCAACUUCAACCCCCAGUCCAACCUUAUUGUGUCGGGAUCGUUUGACGAGAGCGUGAGGAUAUGGGACGUGAAGACUGGGAAGUGUUUGAAAACGUUGCCGGCUCAUUCUGAUCCUGUCUCUGCUGUUCAUUUCAACAGAGACGGUUCCCUGAUCGUGUCCAGUAGCUACGAUGGCCUCUGUCGAAUCUGGGACACGGCAUCAGGCCAGUGUUUAAAGACGCUCAUAGACGAUGACAACCCUCCUGUGUCAUUUGUGAAGUUUUCCCCCAAUGGGAAAUACAUCCUGGCUGCUACACUUGACAACACGCUGAAGCUGUGGGACUACAGCAAAGGAAAGUGCUUGAAAACAUACACGGGCCAUAAAAACGAGAAGUACUGCAUAUUUGCAAAUUUCUCUGUGACCGGUGGGAAGUGGAUCGUGUCGGGCUCAGAGGACAACAUGGUUUAUAUCUGGAACCUGCAGACGAAGGAGAUCGUGCAGAAACUCCAGGGCCACACAGACGUCGUCAUCUCGACCGCCUGCCACCCGACAGAGAACAUCAUCGCAUCUGCGGCUUUAGAAAACGACAAAACCAUCAAGCUAUGGAAAAGCGACUGCUAAACCUUUUUUUUCUUUGGAUUUUUUGGGCCACUCGUGUUCUUUUUUUUUCUUAAUUUUUUUAUUCUACAUUUUGUUGUCAGACAAGCGAACCUUUUUUUUUUUUUCUUUUUUCUAAUGGAGAGCUCCUGCAGAACGCAGUGAGCUUUUUAGGUAAUGAAAUUCAACAAGGAGAACCAAACCAGACACAUCAGCCACACACACUCUUCUGCAGCAGACUUUUACUUCUACUCUCCAAAACUCGUGCCACAUUUUGUCGUCUCAUUAGUCAAAUGAGUGAUUUCUGUUCGUAUUUUAGACACUGCAUUAACCGUGAUGUCACUGCCUCAUAGCAGCUUCUGCACACAUUUCUGCUCUUGUACAAUAAAUGUAAUGGUUGUUUGGCCUUUGUAUAAUUUCUUUUGCCUUUUGAGUUUGUCUGUGUAACUGCAGUAUCAUCUACAUGACUUCAAAGUGAAGAAGUGACUUUAACGUCAAGCUUUUAGAUUAAAAAUAAAGGUAUCUAAGGACCUUAUCUGUUAUUUAUUUGCAUCAAUUUUCAAUUUUUUUUUAAUGUCAGUGCUGUACAAGUUUUUUUUUCCUGAGUUCUGUGCUGAUUUUUAAGGAAGAUUUGACACAAUAUCACAGUUAAUGGCUUGACAAUUAAAAAAACUUUUUUCUUUUGCAAUCUUUAUCGGAGCACUAAAUUGACGCCCUUCUUUUUAAAACAAUCUGAGCAUUUUAGUUUUAAAAAGCGACCAAAUGCGGUUAUUCUGUGUUCUAGUAUUUGUACAUAUGACACUGACAUGUAUUGCGAUUUCAUUACUUUAACCGUCUUUGUUUUUCUAUGUUCUCUGCUUGAUUAGCUCAUAGUUCUGCACAUGCAGCCGGCAGCCUCUGUUCUCUGUAGUUAUCCUGGAUUUUUGUGGAAUACAUGUUUGCAUUGGACAGCUAUAACCCGCAACUUAAUAAAAGCAGUUUUUUGUAUGUUUCA